UGCUAUGUCCUGCUUACUUAUACACUCGAGGCGCAAUUGGGAGGCGCUGGGAGUAGUGAAGGGGGAACACUGGCCAAGUUGAAGCCACAAAAGGAAAGGACUGGCUGGACUGCGGGCAUAGAUAUGAAAUUCGGGCUCCGCAGGGUCCUCGAUUUGUGAUUUGGAAGAAAGAGAGGUGAAGAUGGGUGGUAAAACGGCAAGGGUCAAGGGAGGAGGCAAGUGGUGUGCACACGGGACAGUGGCGAUGAGAAGGAAACCAAUUUAGACCCUAGGUCCACUUGGGCAAUGAAAGGACAUUGCCCAUCCUCUCUCAAUCCCUCCUUGGAGAAAGACGAACGCCAAAGGAGGCCCCAUCUUCACACCGCUCCCGAGUCCGGCUCCCCAGCGGCCCUGGAGAACCCACGAUCGAGAGGAGACCUCCGAGCUGCCUAGACGGGACCCGGAAGUGCGCGCCGGGGAGCCCGAGUUUCCAGUCCUGCCCCGGGGGCCGAGGUGGCCGUCGUUGCGGAGCGGCUGCGCCAUGACUGCCCGUCCGUUGUCUCGCGCUCUGAAGACAUUUUAGGGGAAGUCUUGGCCUUGGAGCAGCACCGGGGAUUGGACCCAGCCCAUGGAGAAGCUGCCUGAGCAGAUGUCCCCGGAGUCCCUGUGCCCAUCCUCCGAGCAGGAGCCUCGAAAGAGCAAGGACGAGAAAACUGACACCCAAGAAGAAGUAAAUUACCCAAGGACACCCUGCUGGUAAUGGCAGAGCUGGAAUUCGAAUUCAGAUCUGCCCGGCUCGAGAUCACUUCCACCCCGUUUGGCGCACGGGUGCGCGAGGUCCGUUCUGCAAACAGCCCCGGAGGUCAGGUACCCCGGGCUGAGGGCCAGUUACCAAGAGCCUGCGAGUUCCUGUCUGUUUUCAUCCCUGAAUCACCCCCCUUGGCCUAAGCUGGUCAUGGGGCGUCCAGUCUGCUGAAGAAGUCUGUGAGGCUGAAAGUUUAUCCAGGCAAGGAAAUCAACAUUUCCCGAGCCUCACAUAUGUGCUACCGUUUGUGCAGGCAUCAUCUCCUUCCCUGUGUUCCACUUGAGAAGCCUUCACUUUUCCCUUGAACAGGUGAUGCUGACUUUGGAGGACAAGGACAUGAAGGGGUUCACGUGGGCCAUAGCCCCAGCUUUGACCUCCCUGGGCUACCUGCUUAUACUGCUGGUCUCCAUCUUUCCCUUCUGGGUGCGGCUUGUAAACGAGGAGUCCCAUGAAGUGUUUUUCAGUGGCCUGUUUGAGAACUGCUUCCAUAUCAAAUGCUGGAAGCCUCGACCCUUAUCAGUGUACAUCAUUCUUGGCCGCGUUUUCCUGCUGUCCGCGGUUGUCCUGUCUUUCCUCACCACCUUCAUCCUGGUGUCCUUUGCAUCUCAGCUGUUUCCGAGGACCCGGAAGCACAAUUUGGUGUCAGCCUUCAUCAGCUUCCUCACAGGGGCCAGUGCCUUCCUGGCCUUGUUGCUGCAUGCCCUGGAGAUCCAGAAUCUGAGGAUGAAGCCCAGCCCCCCCAAGUUCUCGGUGCAGUGGCCUUACUACGUUCUGGGCUUUGCCAUCCUUCUGUUCAUAGUGGCUGGUGCCAUCUGCCUCUUUCAAGAAGCAGCCUGCCUUCGCUGCCGUUUGUUGCCCAAUUCCCAGAGUAUCCAGGAGACCCAAGGGGUCAUACACCUGGAGAAUAUGGAGAGUCUGGGAGGAGACCUGAGCUCAAUACAAAAGGAGACACUGCUGAAGGAAGAAACAAUUAUCUAGUCCGGGAGAGCGUCCUCCGCCAUCGGCAGCUGUGUGAGUGCGUGUGUGGAGGCGUAAGUGGCAACCAGUUUCUGCUGCUUUUGGUGAGCUUCCUGAGUGUCAGAUCUAUGUUCCACUUCCCCACACUCACAGUGAUUCUGUCUUGCUUGUAUUUGCAAUUCGUUAAAACAUUUUUUUGAAUUUU
Molecule: messenger RNA, 1946 nt
Organism: Panthera uncia (snow leopard)
Lineage: Eukaryota; Metazoa; Chordata; Mammalia; Carnivora; Felidae
Gene: TMEM225B
Product: transmembrane protein 225B
Exons: 8
Coding region: 1097-1762 (221 amino acids)
Biological process (GO): negative regulation of phosphatase activity
Source: RefSeq, a predicted model, not a curated record